Messenger RNA from Cornus florida, 2215 nucleotides. RefSeq lists its product as uncharacterized. Gene Ontology annotation, cellular component: mitochondrion; chloroplast; cytoplasm. Gene Ontology annotation, molecular function: ATP binding; ATP hydrolysis activity. The transcript is spliced from 15 exons. Bases 351 to 1853 code for a protein of 500 amino acids. NCBI's taxonomy places the organism in Eukaryota, Viridiplantae, Streptophyta, Magnoliopsida, Cornales, Cornaceae. The record is from RefSeq and is a predicted model, not a curated record.
AGAUAAAGAAAGAGCUCAAAAAAUAUCGGACAGGCUCUGUCCCUCUCUAGGGUUCUUUCAUUUUUGGUGCUUCCAACGAGGUCUAAAGAGGUCAAAUAUAAAACUAUAAAGUUUUUUGUUUUUUUUCUGGUCCGUAUUUUUUCUGGUCUGUAUUUUUUUUUUUAAUUAAUAAACUAUACAAGUAUAGAGAUCGGCCAUUUUCUUGGAGAACAGGACCCAGUGAGUGAGAAUUUGGGAGAGCUCUUCAGCUAAAUUUUCGAGUCAGAAUUUCGAGGCUUGACCACUCCAGAAGCUCAUCUUCAUUGGGGUGGUUAAGUUUCUGCAACUUUGAUUGGUACACUGGUUUGAAAAUGAGAACAAUAGUCCGGUCUAUUCGUCAAUUUCGAUCAGCUUAUCGGUGGUAUCAUGGUGAUAGAUUCUUUAGUGGAUUUGUGAGAAGGCAAAAGGAUUUGGUGGAUGUCAAUCUUGGGUCUCUUCACAAACUGGUCCACAAUGCUGACAUUUAUAGACACACACAUCCUUCCUGUAUGAUCCAGAGAGCUCUGUUCUCAGAGGUUGCUUUUGGAGAAGAAGGCAGAGCGGGGCCUCUGGUUGAGUAUGAGCGUAGAAUUGCUGCAGGUGAACUUGUGGAUGGUGAUAGUUGCCAGAUAGGCACCUUAAGAGAACUUCAGAGACUGUAUGAUGGGCUUGUUGAGUCAGCUGACACCUGCCGGUUGGAUCGUUAUGCUUCUUCAGAUAAAGCUGGGAGGAGUAGGUGGUUUUGGUCCCGUUUUAUGCCACAAUCUUCAUACUCACCUGUGAAAGGACUUUAUCUUUAUGGAGGGGUGGGCACAGGAAAAACUAUGUUGAUGGACUUGUUCUUUGAUCAAUUGCCCUGCAACUGGAGGAAGAAGAGGAUCCAUUUUCAUGAUUUCAUGUUGAAUGUCCAUAGCCGCUUGCAAAAGCACAAAGGUCUGGCAGAUCCCCUUGAAGUUGUUGCAGACGAGAUAGCUGAUGAAUCAAUUUUGCUCUGUCUUGAUGAAUUUAUGGUGAAUGAUGUUGCUGAUGCAUUGAUACUAAACCGGUUAUUUGGACAUUUAUUCAGCAACGGGGUGAUUCUUGUUUCUACUUCAAAUCGUGCCCCAGAUAAACUUUAUGAAGGUGGACUGCAGAGAGAUCUUUUUCUACCAUUCAUUUCCACUUUGAAGGAAAGAUGUGUAGUUCAUGAAAUUGGUUCUUCAGUAGACUACCGCAAAAUGACUUCGGCUCAGCAAGGUUUCUACUUUGUCGGGAAGGAGUUGUCAGGUUUUUUAAAGGAAAAGUUUCAGCAAUUAAUUGGUAAACAUGCAGCAGCUGGUCCGCAAGAAGUGGAAGUCGUUAUGGGAAGGACAUUGCAUAUUCCACUGGGUGCUAAUGGAUGUGCAUAUUUUCCUUUCGAGGAACUCUGUGACAAACCUCUUGGAGCUGCAGACUAUUUUGGAUUAUUCAAAAAAUUUCAUACCCUGGCUUUGGAAGGUGUGCUUUUUGGGCUCGACAACAGGACAGCAGCAUAUCGGUUUGUCACUCUAGUAGAUGUGAUGUAUGAGAAUAAAGCCAGAUUAUUGUGUACUGCGGAGGGGACUCCUCUAGAACUUUUUGCAAGGAUUGUUACAAUCUCUGACGCCCAACAAAUGGCUCCUAGAACCUCUUCUAGAUCAAGGAAAAAUGAUGUUGUUGACCUUUGUGUGGACAAUGAAUUAGGAUUUGCAAAAGAUCGCACCAUUAGCAGAUUAACAGAGAUGAAUAGCAGAGAGUACUUGGAGCAGCAUGCUGCCAUGUUAGCAGAGAAGAAGCCCUUGCAAGAAGUUGGCAAUAAGAAUGCCCUACAAGCAUGAUACAGAAGGAUACCUUCGAUACUGCCUGUAAUCAGUAACUGGCGCCACUAAUAAGAUUUUUGUCACAUACCGCUAGAUUCUGCGAUACUGGCGACAGUUUUGGUGCCAGACCAGAUAUAGAUAUAAUAACUAAAGCUGAUAUUUUGUUAGCUAAACCAAUUGUAUUUUGUUGUUUUGUAAAUUCUAAACUUUUUGAAGAAAUGUAACGAGUCUUGUGUAUCAAUUAUAUUUUGUUAUUUAUAAAUUCUUAACUAUUUGAGGAAUUGUAACAACAGUUUUUGUGUAUGGAGUGUUGUACAAGUUAAUAUUUUUUUGCAACAUGCUUGUUGUAAAAGUUAGUAACAGUUUUGCAAAUUUUUUCA